Molecule: messenger RNA, 3836 nt
Organism: Bombus terrestris (buff-tailed bumblebee)
Lineage: Eukaryota; Metazoa; Arthropoda; Insecta; Hymenoptera; Apidae
Product: putative sodium-dependent multivitamin transporter
Exons: 9
Coding region: 794-2446 (550 amino acids)
Biological process (GO): sodium ion transport; transmembrane transport
Cellular component (GO): membrane
Molecular function (GO): symporter activity
Source: RefSeq, a predicted model, not a curated record
CCAACAAUUUAGUCGUCGACGGACUUCGACAAUCUUAUUAAAAGCCAAGUCUACACUGAUAGACAAUCGUCCACAGACACGUGUCGCAGCCGAUCAGCGGCAGACAAAAUUCAAGUCCAGAAACAGUUUGCGUAUAAAAGCUCCGUCCACACUGGCGGAUAAUUGUCGACAAGCAUACGUCAUCCGGGGAGAAUUCUCGACACGGCGGUAUUUGCGCGUCGAAAGUGAAAAUAUUUUUUAUCAGAGAAAGUGAAAAAUAUUUUUUAUCGGAGAAGCUUUCUUAUUUACUUGUGGCAUGUUGCAGAUAUAGUGACAUACAUGUACAUAUACAGUUACCGACAUAUGUAUAUGCUAAUUCAAACUUCGAUGGAUAAAUAAGGACACGGUACACAGCGAAACCAGUGACGAAGGUUAGGCAUGAGUUCGUGCAAGGGAUACGAACAGCCGAUUCUCGCAAACGAGGAAGAAUACGAACAAAUGAUCCUGCGGUAAUUUCAAUGAGCAUCAAAAUUAAAGUCCAAAGAGGAAGACCGGGAUUCAACGAGAUUCGUCGGUGUCCAUCGAGAUUCGCUAAUCUUAGAAACUAAGAGGACAAAAUGGCAAGAGGCUGUUGUUGCGAUCAUUACGCAAAUGAUAUCGACGUUAAACGUGUGGAAGCCAACGAUGAUUGAGAAGGCAACGUGUGCCGGCUGAACGAUAUAUCAGAUAAACAAACAGCCGACAAUUGAGUCGCCGUCAAGCAUCGCAUAGUCUGCCCAUCGAAUUUGUUUUGACGAUAUCGCAGAACUGAAACAUGGCUACCUUGGUAAUUGCGGAUUACGCGGUGAUCGCAAUUACGAUGCUCAUUAGUUCAGGAAUUGGUGUGUAUUACUGGCUCACCGGAGGGAAACAGAAAUCGACGGAGGAGUAUUUCAUGGCGGACAGAUCGAUGGGAGUGGCACCAGUCGCAAUAGGUUUAAUGGUUUCGUACCUAUCUGCGGUUAGUUUGUUGGGAGUAAGCUCAGAAAAUUACGUGUAUGGUACUCAGUACGCUGUGAUCAACAUUUCUUACGGACUUGCUACUCCCUUCGUCGCUUACUUAUACAUGCCGGUAUUUUUCAAACUUGGCAAUGCCAGCGCCUUUGAGUAUUUGUACAAACGUUUUGGCAAAGCGGCGAGGCUGGCAGGAAGCUUCGCUUUUAUGCUUCAGCUGCUUCUGUACAGCGGUGUAGUGCUGUACGCACCCGCACUUGCUCUAGAAGCUACCACAGGUAUCUCGACAACUGCAAGCGUAAUCGGCAUGGGAUUAGUCUGCACGUUUUAUUCGACGAUAGGCGGUAUCAAGGCAGUCCUCGUUACUGACAUAUUUCAGAGUCUCUUGAUGCUGAUAGCCGUUAUCUUGGUGAUCGUUACAGCAGCCGUGAAUGUCGGAGGUCUCGAUCAGAUAUGGGAGAUUGCUCUUCAAGGGUCGCGAAUAGAAUUCGAUAGCAUUUCAAUGGACCCAACGGUGCGACACACCUGGUGGAGCUUGACAUUUGGAGGUUUCUUCACCUACCUUUCCUUGUACGGCACCAACCAAGUUCAAGUUCAGAGAAUGCUAACCAUCAAAAACGUGAAGGACGCGCAAACUGCCAUUUGGUGGAGCUGGCCAUUGUCUUCGCUGAUGUCUCUGGGCCUAUGCUUUGCCGGUUUGGCGAUAUAUACCAAGUAUCGUGAUUGCGACCCCCUUCAGGCCGGAAGAAUCAACUCGUACGAUCAAUUAAUGCCGCUUUACGUGAUGGACAUGCUCUCCGAGUAUCCAGGUGUGCCAGGACUUUUUAUAGCCGGCAUCUUCAGCGCCGGACUCAGCACCAUCUCCGCCACGGUGAAUUCCCUAGCCGCCGUUAUGCUCGAAGAUUUUAUCAAACCCGUAUAUCGUUUUCGGGGCAAGGAGAUUACCGCAACCGGAUCGAUCAUAGUCAGCAAGAUUCUGGCUUUUAUAGUCGGUAUCGCUUGCAUAGGAUUGGCAUUUAUGGGUCGAUUUCUUGGCGGGCUUCUUCAGGCUGCUUUGACGAUUUUCGGCGUGGUCGGUGGUCCCGUGUUCGGCAUGUUCACUUUGGGCAUGUUCACGCGGUUGGGAAAUCAGAAAGGAGCCAUCAUCGGCCUCUUGACUAGCCUCGUUUUCUCUUUAUGGAUCGGUUUCGGUCAGCCAAAGCCACCGAUUCCAAACAAAGUGAACGUCACCGCCUUAAACUGUAGCUACGCCGAUGCAUAUUACGAUCAUGAGAAAUCGUCGAAUUUGCAUUUCGAAUACCAGCAAAAUAACAAUGACUCGUACUUCUACCUCUACCGCAUUUCCUACAUGUGGUACUGUCCACUAGGAAGUUUGAUCAGUUUCGUAGUAGGAUGGAUUUCCAGUUGGAUCUUGAAUUUAAUUUCGCGUAAAGAAUCCAAGACUACGCAGUCAGAACUUUUCACACCGACCUAAUAAUCGUGACUAUGUAGAGAAGAAUCGAGAAAUUCGAAUGAAAAUGAACAGUAGCACCGCGUACGUACGCUGAUUCGCGUAACGAGUGACGCAACAGACAUCUACGAACGAACUUGUUCACAUACAUACGUACAUUCAUACAUACACACAUAAUUUUACGAUAACGAAUAAUCACUAUCGUCUUCUAAAUAUCCUACGAUUUCCACUGGCGGUCGAGUUACCAUUAAUCGGUUGCGUUAUACAAUUUUUAAACGGACGAUCGCUCCUUAGAAGAUACUGCCUCGUCAUCCUAUAAUUUCCAACAUCGUCAUGAACAACGUAUGUCUCUGGUAUUUCUGCGACUAAAAAUUACACGUCUCCCCGUACAAGAAAACAGAGCUAACUUAUCGAUCGUUUAUUUGCAACGCGCUAUGGCUCGCACAAGUCUCGCGAUUGGCCUUCACCUAAAAACAACCGAAACAAAGCCCAAAUCCGUGCAACAAGCUAUCCGUAACGUCUGUCUUGUCUCAACAAAAAUCUGAUCGUAUCUUGAAAAAAAAAAAGAAAAGAAAAAUAGAACAUGUUAGGUAGAAUAUGUCAACUAACGAAAAGCUAGGUGCCAUUCGAAAAAGUAUAUAGAAGAUCUGUCGGAGAGAUAGAUCGGACGAAAUCGCGGUCGAUACAACACGUACUCGGUUUCCUUUCGGAAUUCCGAUUAUCGUCACGAGGCGUCAACCUCUUCUCCUUCUCUGCAAUGAGGAGUAGACGUAAACACUACUCGAACCACGGGUGUGCUGAACGUUUACCGAAACGUUCGCAAAUCACGAUGGAAUGCCGUCAGACUAGUGUUCCCGUGCGCGGCACACGGUGACAUACAGAACGAAGCAACGACCCGUGCACUGUGCAGCGCUUACGUAAGGAAAUAACGCCGUAUCGAGAGAGACAGAGGGGGAUGGAGGGAAGGGGACUAAGAGAGAGAGAGAAGAGACCGAAUGGACCACCUCGUGCUUCGUUUCGUCUAUAUACUAAAGCCGCGUAUUCAACGUGGUCACGUAGUACGCUUGCAAAUGUUUGUGAGCUUUUUGAAAUGUUAAUGGGCGAGCGUGCGUGACAAACGUUUGUCAACCACUUCUACUAAACAAACGUUAGCAAACAAGGGCUUGUUUAUGAGCACCUGUCGCUUACGCAUCGGUACCGCCAGUUUUUAACUUCGACCGUACGGAGGUCGCGGUUAUCAAUGUGCUCUGAAACAUAGAAUGCACAGAAUCGAGAAAUCAGAGUGGUGUAAAUCAGCUCGUUCGCAAUUUUCGUAAAAUAGCGUUUGGUGUUUAUUGUUAUGAAAAAUUGAGUAUACUUCAUGGAGUCGUGAAAACGUAUCGUGGCAGAUAAUAAAGCUAUAACUUAAAAUACA